AUGGGGACUCGAGAAGUCUACGAAGAGAAGCUUCGAAGAGGGAACCUGCACCAUGAUCCAACCCUGAAACCGGGCCUCGGCUCGGCGCGAUGCCCCCGUUGUCUUUCUCUGUUGAACCCAAACAAAGAAAGUUCGGAAUGGAAAGUUGCCCCGGUUUUACACGAUGCCAUGUCUGUGGCUGGAUCCGGGAUUGGUGGGAUGCUUAGUGCAGUUCAUGGGUUCAAUACAGGAAUUCCAUAUUUCCAAAAGAAUGUGAAAGGGCCAAAGUGGCUUCCAUUUGUCAUUGGGCUUCCUCCCCUGCUUAUGUUUUCUGCUGCUAGUGCUGCUUUUGGAGGUUAUGCACUUCCAAAGUUCGCUCAACUCACGGUGACAUCCUAUUUUGCUGCUUCAAGUGCAUCUCAUUAUGGCAUUUCAUUGCUCACCCGACACAUAGAGGAGGACUAUAUCUCCAGAAUUGAACACAAGGAGCUUAGAUGA
Striga hermonthica is the source of this 477-nucleotide messenger RNA. Lineage: Eukaryota; Viridiplantae; Streptophyta; Magnoliopsida; Lamiales; Orobanchaceae. The record is from the annotation of a GenBank genome assembly.